Peromyscus eremicus (cactus mouse) is the source of this 747-nucleotide messenger RNA. RefSeq names its product calaxin-like. The coding region runs from base 56 to 742 and encodes 228 amino acids. The record is from RefSeq and is a predicted model, not a curated record. Lineage: Eukaryota; Metazoa; Chordata; Mammalia; Rodentia; Cricetidae. Gene Ontology annotation, molecular function: calcium ion binding. The transcript is spliced from 6 exons.
GACACAAGCUUGAAGUAGAGUCUUUGGGAAAGCAGUGUGCUGAAACGACUCUCAAAUGGAACAGAGGGCUCUGAAGAAACUGGUGGAGUCCAUCAGUAAAACUGUCAAGAGCUUCAAGAAAAGUGAAAUUGAAUGUCUCAUACGCCUUUUCUAUAGCUUUGUGGAAAGACCCAGUGGAAAGCUUGUUAAUGCCAGGCUGGACUGCAACACAUUUCGAGGGAUCCUGCACAGCGUGUUCGGAAUGACUGAUGACAUGUUAAUGAACAGGGUGUUCUUCGUAUUUGACAAAGACAGUGACAACUACGUAAAUGUGCAGGAGUGGGUGAAAGGCCUGGCAGUGUUUCUCCGGGGGACUUUUGAAGAGAAGAUGAAAUUCUGUUUUGAAGUCUAUUAUUUAACUGGAGACGGUUAUAUUUCCCGGGAGAAGAUUUUUGACAUGCUGAAGAACAGUCUCUCCCAGCAGUCCCCUGAAGAAGACAAUGAUGAAGGAAUAAGGGAGCUGGUGGAGAUAAGCCUGAAGAAAAUGGAUCAUGACAAUGAUGGCAAGAUCUCUUUUGCAGACUUUGAAAAAGCAGUGAGAAAAGACAGGCUUUUGUUGGAGGUGUUUGGACCAUGCCUCCCAGAUGCAAAGAGCCACGGUAACGAAAGCAGCAUAGGACUGGAUAAAGACAAGACUGCUCAACAGCGGAAUAGAACAGAGGGUCCAGAAAUGAACCUACAGCUACAACCACGGAAUUUUUGACAAAG